AUCAAUUGGGCAUUGAAAGUCCCGUACUGAAACCAAAUAAUGCGCUUCUAAUUCAAGAGGAUGGCUAAUAGUUUGUUGAGAUUUGACGCUCACAGCAUUUUAAAUUCAUUUGGACAUAGUACGACGUCGCUGUUCUAGGUAAAUAAUUCUUCUAGUUGGACUGUUCUGUUAUGAACCCCUUAUCACAGCAACAUAGUGUAGCUAGUAUUGGAAGCUUGUUGGGCAAUUUGCCUUUACAAGGAGAUUCAAGUUUACAACAAAAAACUCCACUUAUUUCUGGGGGUUCAGUCAAUCUUAACUUACAUGCGUCUGACAAUGCCGCCAGUAUUCCAGGCAGAACACCUUGUACUCCGCUCACUUUAUCUACUCCGUUGCAAGACCGAGAUGGUGCAAUCCCGGUACCCCAAUUACAGAAUAUUGUAUGUACCGUAUAUUUAGGAUGUAAAUUAAAUUUGAAGAAUAUAGCACUUAGUGCUCGAAAUGCUGAAUAUAAUCCAAAACGUUUUGCUGCCGUUAUAAUGCGUAUACGUGAACCUCGAACAACUGCUUUGAUUUUUUCUUCUGGUAAAAUGGUGUGUACAGGUGCAAAAAGUGAAGAGCAAGCAAGACUAGCUGCAAGAAAAUAUGCUCGUAUUAUUCAAAGGCUUGGAUUUGAAGCUCAUUUCAAAGAGUUCAAAAUUCAAAAUAUGGUUGGUUCAUGUGAUGUCCGCUUUCAUAUACGUCUUGAAGGUUUAGUAUUGUCACAAGGUCAAUUUGCAACAUAUGAGCCAGAAUUAUUCCCUGGGUUAAUUUAUCGUAUGACUAAACCAAAAAUAGUCUUAUUAGUCUUUGUUUCUGGGAAGAUUGUUUUAACAGGAGCAAAGGUUCGUGAAGAAAUUUAUGAAGCUUUUAAUAACAUUUAUCCAAUUUUGAAAAAUUUUAAAAAAUUUGACAAAGAUCCUAGAGCUCUUACAUCAUCAUCAUCAUCAAAUUAUAUGCAUCCAUUAACUUGAACUAAAUAUAAAAAUGAUCAGUUGUUCUUCGCCAGGAUGUUUGUUUGUUUUUUUCUUACUGUCUUUCUUACUAAGAUUUAAAGUAAACCACCGACAUCGUAAAAUACUUUUGUUUCUCAGCUUUUACCAAUUGAAUUAGUUAUAUUAACAGCAUUAAAAUUUAACUCUAUGAAACAACAAAUUGUAUAUUUUUUUCUCUCAAAAUUCAUGGUUUAUAUUUGAACAUUCGACAUAUGAAGAUUUUCUGUGCAUCCCUUACUAUUUUUUCAAGUGUUUCUUUAUUAUCUGUUGACAUUUAAUUUUUGACGUCAAUAGUUUUUAAGUAUUGUAUUUGCUGUCAUUGUGUAUAUUAUUAAAAUUAGUGGUAUUAUUACUAUUUGUUGACUUAUUUUACAGUGUAUAAGUACAAUUUAAUGUACUUAACCGUGAACCACACAAUAAAAGAGAUGAUAGCAACCUCGAUGGUUAGAGACCCUAAAUGACAUGGCUCAAAAUUGUUUGCAAUGGCGCAGGUGCAUACACUCUUUGU
This is a messenger RNA of Schistosoma bovis, 1521 nucleotides long. The record is from the annotation of a GenBank genome assembly. Lineage: Eukaryota; Metazoa; Platyhelminthes; Trematoda; Strigeidida; Schistosomatidae.